GUUAGGGACGCUGUAGGAGGUGACCUGCUCCCUAUCCUGUUGUCCUGGCCGAGCAGCCAUAACAUCAUCCGGCAUCGCACGGCUGAGGAUUUUCCCCCAUCCUCAGCCGUGACACCGAGUUGUCGGAUCUUUUCCACAAGGGAGCCAUAGAGCCAGCUCCGGUAUCCCCUUAUGGGAUAAUCAGCAACAUUUUCCUGGUGGCGAAAAAAGGGGGCCAACUGCGGCCCGUCAUCAAUUUGCGCGCCCUCAACGCGUUCGUCAGAUACCCCCACUUCAAGAUGGAGGGCAUCCAUCUCCUUCGGGACUUACUGCAGAUGGGCGAUUGGAUGGUCAAAUUGGACCUGAAAGACGCUUAUCUUACGGUCCCUGUAGAGGACGCGUCCAGGAACCUCCUCUGUUUCUCUUGGAAAGACAGGAUUUGGCGGUUUACGUGCCUCCCAUUCGGCCUCUCUUCAGCUCCAUGGUGUUUUACCAAGCUGAUGCGCCCGGCUAUGGCCUGGCUACGCAGUCGGGGAGUUCGCCUCAUCGUGUAUCUGGACGACAUCCUGAUCAUGGCCCAGGAUCGUUCGGUGUUGCUGAAUCACCUUCGCUGGACCAUGGAUCUCCUAUCCGAUCUGGGUUUCCUGCUCAACCAGGAGAAGUCCUGCCUCUCCCCGUCUCGCGAGAUGGAAUUCCUCGGGUUUAUGGUGGAUUCCACGGCAGGGACCCUCAGCCUACCAUCGGCCAAGAUUCGGUCAAUUCGGAAAGAAUUGCUCAGAGCCAGGUCGUCUUGCCAGAUCCCAUUGCGUCAACUAGCAAGGAUAAUAGGUCUUCUAGCCUCGUCUAUUCAGGCGGUAUUCCCGCUCCAUUACCGGGCUCUACAGCGUCUGAAAAUUUCUCAUCUGCGGACGGGAGCUUCAUAUGCAGAUUGGAUCUCCUUGGACGAGGAGACCAAGGAGGAGCUGUCCUGGUGGACUCACCACUUACACGCCUGGAACGGCAAGGCUAUUUUUGGUCAUCGUCCGGACUUCGUGGUGGACUCGGAUGCCAGCCUGUCGGGCUGGGGAGCUCACUGCGAGGGGAUCACAACUGGAGACGGCUGGUCAGAGACCAGCCGGACCCGGAAGCCGAAGCGGUGGACGCGUUUCUACAGGAUUGGUCUAAGGGCCUGCUCUACGCGUUUCCUCCGUUCCAACUGAUUCCCCGGACCCUGAUUCAAGUACGCCGUUAUGUUGCGGAUCUGACUCUUCUGGUCCCAUUUUGGAGCUCCCAAUCGUGAUUUCCCCACCUUCUGGAGAUGAUAAUAGAGAUCCCGUGCCUGCUCCCGAAGUCUCAGACUCUCCUCCGCGGUCCGCAUCACCAACCGCAUCCUCUACUCUUGGACGGAUCCCUGCGCCUGUUGGCAUGUCGGAUUUCAGGGGACCCUGGGAGGUCCCGGGAGUUUCGGGGACAGCUAGAGUCCUUUUCGAGAAUGCAUGGGCCCCAGGAACCAGAAGAUCUUACAGGUCAGCCUGGGGAUCUUGGGCUAGCUGGUGCUUGGCUAGGGACUUGGAUCCCGUUUCAGCACCUGUGACGGAGAUCUUGCAUUUCCUGUCUUCCCUCUUCGACCAGGGCAAGGCCUAUCGCACGAUCAGCCUGUUCAGAUCGGCCAUCUCAGCGUUUCAUCAGGGCUUUGACGGCACUCCUGCGGGUCAACACCCUUUGGUCUGCCGUCUCUUGCGCGGCUCUCGUAUUUCUCGGCCUCCGAGACCAAGGUUCUCUGCCACUUGGGACGUGUCUUGUGUCCUCUCAUUUUUGUCCUCUUGGCCUCAGAAUUCAGACCUUUCCCUAAGGCAACUGUCUGCGAAGCUUGUCACUCUUUUCUGUCUGAUUUCCUGCAAGCGGGUGUCAGACGUCCGGGCUUUGGAUUAUGAUGCCAGCUCGUACACCCCGGAUGGGGUCACUUUUGACAUCUCUAGGAGGACUAAGACCCACAUACGUUCGGUCUCCUACCCUGCUUUCCCGGCCCCGCCUUCACUUUGUCCCGUGGCAUGCCUCAGGGAAUAUGAAACUCGCACUUCUCUUCAUCGGUCUAGGGAGUUUCCGCAGCUCUUCCUUUCUACUAUUCGGCCUUUUGCUCCGGUGACAACUCCCACGUUGGCGAGGUGGAUGAAAUGGGUCAUGGACUUGGCGGGCGUAGACACUUUUUUCUUUUUUCAGCGCAUUCCGCUAGGGGGGCAUCUGCUACCUCUUUGGCGGUUUAUGGCGCCAGACUGGAGGACAUUUUAAAGUUGGCGGAUUGGUCUAGAGUCUCCACGUUCAGAGAGUUUUAUUUUAGGCCAGGUCCUCAUGUUUUCUCAGCGAUCAUUGAUAACGUGUCUUAAACGUUGAACUUGCAAUACGAGCCUCCGGGUCUUGUAAUAAAAUCUGAUGAUUUUCCUAUUUCAUGACGUAAAGUCAUGAUUUUAUUAAAGACACGGAGGCGAGUAUUGCCCUCCCUAUGUUUCCCCUCCCUAUGUAUCUAUUUAUGACUAUGGACGAUGUUGAUUUGUUUGUCAUGCGCAUAUUGGUUUUAACUCUAUGAGUGUUUUCUCCUGAGUAGGUUUGUCGCAACCAUUUGAUUUUGGGAUACCACGUACCAAUUUGUUUCUAUCAUUCUCUGUUUCACC
Molecule: messenger RNA, 2627 nt
Organism: Bufo gargarizans (Asiatic toad)
Lineage: Eukaryota; Metazoa; Chordata; Amphibia; Anura; Bufonidae
Exons: 2
Coding region: 279-1178 (299 amino acids)
Source: RefSeq, a predicted model, not a curated record